This is a messenger RNA of Xyrauchen texanus (razorback sucker), 6985 nucleotides long. RefSeq names its product guanine nucleotide exchange factor DBS-like. The transcript is spliced from 29 exons. Gene Ontology annotation, cellular component: extrinsic component of membrane; cytoplasm. Gene Ontology annotation, biological process: intracellular signal transduction; positive regulation of Rho protein signal transduction. Bases 7 to 3177 code for a protein of 1056 amino acids. The record is from RefSeq and is a predicted model, not a curated record. Gene Ontology annotation, molecular function: guanyl-nucleotide exchange factor activity. Lineage: Eukaryota; Metazoa; Chordata; Actinopteri; Cypriniformes; Catostomidae.
AGUAGGAUGGCGACGAUCUGGAUGUCAGAAAAGGUGGCUGUGCAAGAGCUACAAUGCAGACUGAGCAAUGUGGCUUACAGCAUUGAUGAGAUCAUGCAGAAGGAGUCCAGUUCUUUCUAUGCUGCUGACAUCCUCAAAGAGCUCAAGCAACAGUUUGCAUUCCUGUCAGGGGGAAGAGGACAGGAUGGAAGCCCUAUCAUUAUCUUGCCAGAAUUUCCUUCAUUUUGUGAAAUUGGAGAUCAAGAGUUUCAUAAUGUUCUCACCUACCUGACAAGUAUUCCCAGUUUGAGUGCAGCAGGUGUGGGUUUUAUCGUAGUGAUUGACAGGCGUCGGGAUCGAUGGACUUGUUUAAAGGGAACAUUACUGCGUAUCUCAGGCUGGUUUCCUGGUAAUCUUCGGCUUGUUCUGGUGCUGAGACCUAGUGCCAUCCUUCAGCGAAUGCUGUCUGAUGUGUUCUUCAAACUCAACCGAGACGACUUUAAAGUACCAGUUAUUAUGCUAAGCUCAGUGACUGACCUGCACUCUUAUAUUGAGCCGAGUCAACUGACACAAGAACUGAGUGGCUCUCAGUACUACUGCCACAAGACUUGGAUCUCUCAUCGCACUGAUCUAGAAAGCUUUGCUGCAUCAGUGAAGAGGAUGUCUCAGAGACUACUAGUGUUUGGCAGAGAACUGGCAGAAACAGAACUUCCUAACAACCUCCAAACAGCCAGCAGUCUGCUGAAUGCACACACUAGCAAGAAAGAGAGUUUGAAAGAAGAGAUGGCAGGUGCUCUCAGCCAAGGACGCAAUCUUCUUGAGAACAUUAGAGAACCAGUGCGCAGAGACCCGGAGAGCAGUCUGAACCCUGAUCAGCUGGAAAACAUUGCAACAGUGCACAGGCUAUUAUCCCAGUUGAAUGAGAGCUCUUCAGCGUUUGAUGACUUUUGGUUCCAGCACAGAAAUAAAAUGGAGUUGAGUUUGAAACUCUGCCAGUUUGCCUACAACUUUCAGCAGGUGCAAACAGAUUUGAAACAGGCAACAGACACACUAAAUGCUUUCUCAGAUGUUGGAAUAAGCUAUGCCCAAACAGAACACCUUCUUGAAGAGCUGACCAGUCAUGAAGAGAAGGCUUGCGAUGUGUUAGAGAGAGUCAGGUCCCUGGUUGCUGAGGGCCAAGGUUUGAUUGACAGCUCUCAAAAUGAGGAUGACAGUGUUGCAAUAAAUUGCAGUGAACUUCAGAAAGCCAGAGAGAAACUCACCCAAGAGUUCAAAGACAAGAGGACCAUGCUGACACAAGCUAUGGAGCUACAUAGAAGAUUAGACAUGGUGUGUAACUGGUGUGAUGAUGGGAUGUACAUGCUUGCGUCACAGCCUCUGGACAAGUGCCAGUCACAGGAGGGGGCAGAGUCAGCACUGUCAGAACUGGAGUGUUACUUGGAGACAGCCAAUGAGAAACAGCAAUGGGAUAUAAGCACAGUUUGGCUGGAAUAUGAGAGCAUUCUGAAGAAUGAGCUCAAAGAGCAGGUUAAGUGUGCAUUUGAGAAGAAAGUGUCAAUACAGGAGAUGUUUGAAAGGAGGAGGGUUAGCCUGAAGAAACUAGCAGCCAAGCAAACACGCCCAGUCCAACCUGUCGCCCCCCGACCGGAGUCACUUUCAUCUCCAGCUCACAGGGAUCAUGAGAACAGCUUUACCAGUGAAGACUCGGACAGAAGAGUGUCAUGUAAACAAGUAAGCUCUGAUCAGGUUGACAGGAGCAGUCAUAUUGCCUCUGUAUCGGAGGAGGAGACUCUCGCUGUGCUCCGCAGGCAUGUAAUGAAUGAGUUAUUGGAAACUGAGAGAGCAUAUGUGGAAGAGCUUAUGUGUGUUUUACAGGGAUAUGCUGCGGAAAUGGACAACCCCUCCAUGGCUCCUCUCAUCCCAGCAGCCCUGCAGAAGAAGAAGGAUGUGUUAUUUGGGAACAUGCAGGAGAUUUAUAAUUUCCACCAAAGGGUAUUCCUCAAAGAACUGGAGAAUUACACUGACUGUCCUGAGCUUGUUGGCCGCUGCUUUCUGGACUGGAUGGGGGAGUUGCAGAUUUAUGAGAAGUACUGUCACAACAAGCCUCGCUCUGAGAGCCUUUGGAGGCAGUGCUCGGAUUGUGCCUUCUUCCAGGAAUGCCAAAAGAAACUUGAGCACAAACUGGGGCUGGACUCGUACUUACUGAAACCUGUGCAGAGGAUCACUAAAUACCAGCUCCUGCUGAAGGAGAUGAUUAAAUAUAGUAAAGGCUGUGAGGGGUCAGUGGAGUUGCAGGCAGCUCUUUCCUCCAUACUGGGCAUCUUGAAGGCUGUAAAUGACUCUAUGCACCUCAUCGCCAUCACUGGAUAUGAGGGUAACCUUGGAGACCUUGGUCGCCUGCUGAUGCAGGGGUCAUUCAGUGUGUGGGCAGAGCAUAAGAGAGGUCAUGUGAAGGUAAUGGAGCUUGCAAGGUUUAAGCCCAUGCAGAGACACCUGUUCCUGCAUGAGAAAGCACUGCUCUUCUGCAAGAGACGAGAAGAGAGUGGGGAGGGAUACGAGAAAGCCCCUUCAUAUAGCUUCAAACAGGAGCUCAGCAUGAGUGCUAUUGGAAUAACAGAGCAUGCUAAAGGGGACAGCAAGAAGUUUGAGAUCUGGUCCAGUUCAAGGGAUGAGGUAUACACCGUACAGGCCAUGUCUGAAGAGGUUAAGACUAUCUGGGUGACAGAAAUCCGGAAACUUCUAACAGGACAGCUGGAGGCCUGCAAAGAGGCAAGACAACAGAGGCCUCCUGAUCAGCUCACCUCAGACACUAGCUCAACUAACAGACUGGUGAGAAAUGAUAGUAAUCUUAGGAGUGGAGGAGUGGAGAAACAGAAGACUGAGGAAGAACGGGACAAAGAACUUGAGAAUAUCUCUGAACCCAGAAUGACAGAGAGAACAAAGGGGUCUUCUUGCAGCUCUGAGACUAAACCAAAACGACAGGAUAUCCGGAGUGACCCCACACCUCUAGGUUGGUCUAAAGGAUCUCUCUCCCUGGAUGCCUCUAUGGAGCAUGAUGGGUACUUUAGUGCUGAGGAGCAGAUGACUUCAGACCCAGAGGAGGAGAGGGAAGAGAAGCUGUGUGAAGAUGAACCACAGUCUAUGAGGAUUGCAGAAGAGAUCCACUGUUCUGAAGAGACUGAGAAUUCUGAGAAAUGAGAGUGUGUUGGGGGGGCUAUUUGCAAGCAACAGCAUAUACAGUGGCUCCAAAAAGUAUUUGGACACUUAAGCCACUGUUAAAAAUGUACAGUAUAAAUGUCAUUGCAUUAUAUGCAAAAUAGUGUACACAAGUGGCAUUUUUUUUUUACAUAAAGAUAGCACACUUUUCACAAAAAUACGUUUCUUAGAUUUUAAAUUAUACAUCAAUAUGAUUCAAAAUUAAGGCAAAAAGGAUUUUGACACUUUCUGGUUGUCAAACGUUAGUGGAACGUGCAUAGUUAAUGUGUCAGCUUGUUUGAACCUGUGUGAACUUGAGGGGAAUUUACAUCAUACAUCCACUAAAAAUGUUUGAGAAAAGGUCUAGCAUCAUUUGUUUGCAAAUUACAAUUUUGUUAUUAAAUGCAAUGACAUUUAAAAAAUGUAAGAUUCCUUCAGAUUGUCUGAAUACUAUUUGGGGCUACUAUACACUUUGUUUUUUGUGAAAAAAAAUCUAAUGAAAAGAGGAAAAUGGGAGAUUUAAAGGGGACAUGACAUCAACUGUGUGGAAUCAAAUGGUACUUGAUCAUCACAUAUAAGAGGUUUCAGAACUCAAAACUUCCUCCUCACUGCAAAAAGAGCAUUUGUUGAAACCAAGCUGCCAAAAUGCCUCAUUCUCUACUUCCUCCACAUUGUGAUGUUACACUGUGGUAGAAAUUUGCAUCUGACCACCUCCACAACAACACAUCAACUCCUGCUUUGCCUAUUAACUUAAGUAGCCCUGCCCAGUAGUGGUGAGCAGUGAGCAAUGUAAGGAGAGACCAUGACAUCCAAGAGCCAAUCAUAACAGUGGGCAUUUACUGUCAAGCACCAAAACCGAGUGUUAAUGAGGGUAGAAAAUAAUUAUGUUUUACAGCUUGUUAUUAUAAAAAAAAGGCAUGUCAUAACCUGAAGGAGAACCUUAUUCUCCUACUAAGAACUUAUUCUACCACAACAAACUUCUCUAGUUCUUCAGAAAGCCAUAAACAGUAUGUGCUGGUGCUUGAAAUAACCCAGAAAUCAAUGCACUGACCAAAGUCCCUUUCAAGGCAAGCCAGUCCACGGGGUGGCCAUCUUGAUAAUGCUUCCUGGCAGAUAUUUUCUAUGGGGACAAGCGUUGUUAUGAUAAAUUGAGUCCACCUGGUAAAUCGAGUCCCCAUGUGGGUAAACAUUUGUAAUGCCUGAGCAAAAAACCUAUCAUGUAUUGUGAUAGAAUGUCAUUGAAGUCUAGGCUAACUGAAAAACACCUAUAAAAACACAUCUUUAAUUUCACAAUCUAUAAAUUCAGAUAUAUACUAUUAUGUGUAACUUAUGGAUUAAAAGUCAUUAAAUGUUGUAUUUUCAAAGUUAUAUUUAAACACAUCAUAAAGGAUUUAUACUCAGGCAGUGAAUAUAGUACACAUUAAUAGGUCCCUCAGCCAAUGGAAUUUCUUUGACAUCAUAGGGAGACCUGAUUUUCAUGGGGGACAUGAUUUCUCACAACACCUGCAUAAAAGUACAGCUCACUGGUAUCAUCAUAAAUUGUGCUUCUUCAGAUCACACUAAAAAUUAUAUUUUUCUGACUGGUCCAGCUAAUGUGCAUGUGUGUUCUCAAGUUGACUGACAGACGAUGUCUGUAUCUAAAAGGUGAUUGGCUCUUUAACCUUUAAGGUGGAACUUCCUUUUAUACAUCUGCCAUAAUAGGUGUUCCAAUUUCUCCCAUUCAUCUUAUACAAGUGCUCUGUCUUGGGCUACAUAGUCUCUGCCACUGACUAACCUAUAGUGUAACAUUAAGAACUUUGACCCUCCACAAAUAAAUAUACAUUGAAAAAGGUCUAGUGAAAGAAGAAUAUUCUUUGCUGAAGGUAUAGAUGAACCUUUAUUUUUAAGAGUAUAAUCUUAAAGAGAAACCACCAAAAUAAUGCAUUUCACUGACAAUCCUGUGCCAACAAUUUACAUACUGUCUCAUACAAAGCUGUGAUACAUGUUUCAUAUCCCUUAACCCUUAUACAGUUAGUAAAAUGUGCCACAGUGAUGUGUCCAUACUGGUAUAUGGUAUGUCUGUUGUCAAGUCCUGUGAUUUUCUGUGUGAAUGCAUGUAAACAGUUGUAAUAUGUGUGUGUUCAAUCAGUGCAGGAAACUAGGGCCGACAUGGUAACAAGCAUAUCAUAAAGUUGAAGUCAGAAGUUUACUUACACUUAGGUUGAAGUCAUUAAAACACAUUUUUUAACCACUCCAGAGAUUUCAUAUUAGCAAACUAAAGUUUUGGCAAGAAGAUCCGGACAUCUACUUUGUGCAUGACACAAGUAAUUUUUUCCAACAAUUGUUUACAGACAGAUUGUUUCAUAUUUAAUUUACUGCAUCCCAAUUCCAGUGGGUCAGAUGUUUACAUACACCAAGUUAACUGUACCUGGCUAAUUGGAGUCAAUUGGAGGUGUAACUGUGUAUGUAUUUUAAGGCCUACUUUCAAACUCAGUGCCUCUUUUCUUGACAUCAUGGGAAAAUCACAAGAAAUCAGCCAAAAGAUGAAAAAUUGUGGACCGCCACAAGUCUGGUUCAUCCUUAGGAGCAAUUUCUAAAUGCCUGAAGGUACCAUGUUCAUCUGUACAAACAAUAGUACGCAAGUAUAAACACCAUGGGAUCACACAGCCAUCAUACCGCUCAGGAAGGAGACACAUUCUGUCUAGUUUGGUGAAAAAAGUGCAUAUCAAUCCCAGAACAACAGCAAAGGACCUUAUGAAGCUGCUGGAGGAAACAGGUAGAAAAAGUAUCUAUAUCCACAGUCAAAUUAGUCCUAUAUUGACAUAACCUGAAAGGCUGCUCAGCAAGGAAGAAGCCACUGCUCCAAAACUGCCAUAAAAACAAAGCCAGACUACAGUUUUCAAGUGCACAUGGGGAAAAGAUCUUACUUUUUGGAGACAUUUCCUCUAGUCUGAUGAAACAAAAAUUAAACUGUUUGGCCAUAAUGAUGACCGUUAUGUUUGGAGGAAAAAGGGUGAGGCUUGCAAGCUGAAGAACACCAUCUCAACUGUGAAGCAUGGUGGUGGCAGCAUCAUGUUGUGGGAGUGCUUUGCUGUAGGAGGGGCUGGUGCACUUCACAAAAUAGAUGGCAUCAUGAGGAAGGAAAAUUAUGUGGAUAUAUUGAAGCAACAUCUCAAAACAUCAGCCAGGAAGUUAAAGCUUGGUCACAAAUGGGUCUUCCAAAUGGACAACGACCCCAAGCAUACCUCCAAAGUUGUGGCAAAAUGGCCUAAGGAUAACAAAGUCAAGGUAUUGGAGUGGCCAUCACAAAGCCCUGACCUCAAUCCAAUAGACAAUUUGUGGACAGAACUGAAAAAACAUGUGCGAGCAGGAGGCCUACAAUCCUGACUCAGUUACACCAGUUUUGUCUAGAGGAAUGGGACACAAUUCCAGCAACUUAUUGUGGGAAGCUUGUGGAAGCCUACCCAGCACAUUUGACCCAAGUUAAACAAUUUAAAGGCAAUGCUAUCAAAUACUAACAAAGUGUAUGUAAACAUUUGACCCACAGGGAAUGUGACGAAAGAAAUAAAAGCUAUUAUUCUGUCAUUUCACAUUCUUAAAAUAAAGUAGUGAUCCUAACUGACCUAAGACAGAAUGUUUUCUAUGAUUAAAUGUCAGGAAUUGUGAAAAACUGAGUUUAAAUAUAUUUAGCUAAAAUGUAUGUAAACUUCUGACUUCAACGGUAUAUGCAGAUGUUGUUUCUCAAAGUGACUGUGAUCACCCUGUGGCAUUUGUACUGAAUGCAGAAUUGUAUGUUUACAAAUCCAUCUUAUUUUAUAUGUGAAUGUUAAAA